Molecule: messenger RNA, 767 nt
Organism: Paramuricea clavata
Lineage: Eukaryota; Metazoa; Cnidaria; Anthozoa; Malacalcyonacea; Plexauridae
Source: the annotation of a GenBank genome assembly
AUGGCCACAAAAGGACCAAAGCUUAAAAUCCUUCCAUUUGAUCCACACGGAGACAGGCUAAAUUUAGGCAAACGUUGGGAAAGAUGGCUGGAAAAAUUUGAGCGAGAUCUCAAGUACAAUGGCUGUGACCCUGACGAAGCAGAAGCAGCGAAACAGCACAAAUGGAUUUGCUGAUUUACGCUAGAAUACAAGUAAAGGAUAUCCAUGACUCACUGCCUUCCCACUACCAGGCCGCCGAGCGUUUCCAGCGAACAGUGGACGGAGUAUCGACAAUCGAAGGAAAAAGUAAAUCAAUAUUUUCUCCCUCAAAAGUCAAAUCACUUCGCCUUAUUCGAGCUCAUGCGAGUGAAACCGGAAGAAGGCGAAAGGACUUUGAACUAUGCAGCAAGACUACGGAAAGAAGCCGAGAAAUGUGACUUUGCGAACUGGACGGCAGACAAAACGAUAAAAUGUCUUAUCAUAAGCAACCUACAUGACGACCAGCUACGAUUGAUAUGUUUGCAAAAGGAGCUGACACUUGAUCACCUACUGGAGAAAGCACGAAAGAGAGAAGAUGCCAUGGCCAUGAAUGAGGUCAUGCACAAAAAAAAACGGGGAGAAAGAGAAGUUAAAUAGAGUGAAGCAAUGAUAUCCAUUUAAAGGUCCACACCAACGGAAGGAAGAGAUACAAGAAAAAGGCAAGUAUGAAAGCAAAGGCAGACACAAAUAGCAAGGCUUGCGCUGUGAUAGUCGACGACACAAAACGAGAGGAGAAUGCCCAUCCCUAG